UUGAGCUUACGAUAUUUAGUAGAGAGCUCGUGUCUUAUCGAUAACAAGAGCGAUUUAGAUUACUGUCGAUAUGGCGAUACAAGUUCAUACUGUCCACAUAUAAAUUUACAUUAGUUGUGUUAAUCAACAGUAGUAUCCAUCUGUAGCGUGACUUGGACAUCGGUUUUCUUGUACUAGACAACCCUUCGGAUGAUGAUAUCAUGAUGAGCGUCUAAGUUUGAAACUUUUUGGGGGCCUACCACUAUAUUUUAAAGUAAGAGAGAAGAGAGAUACCGCUCUACGCCGUGUAACACGCCAUCUUGCUUCCACAAUUACUUAAGUGAUAAAAAUGAAGCCAAAAAUUCUCGACCGUGCCAUCGUGGGUGCCAGUCUCCUGGGCAUCCUCAUUUCGACUUACGCACUCAACGUAGAAAUGGCCAUUCAAGCUAAGCCUGAGUACAAGGCGUUCUGCGACAUCGCCGAGUACCUCAGCUGCUCGAAGGUUUUAUCUUCUGAAUUCGCCAAAGGUUUCGGUUUGUUACCAAACGAGUCUGCGCUGAAGAUUCCAAACUGCAUCUACGGAAUAAUCUUCUACUGCCUGUGUAUAUUUUUAUCUUCAUUUGACAAGCUGAACGUGAUUCGCGCUCUAUUCGGACUCGCCUUAUGCACUAUCCCCAUGUGCCUGUACUUGGCGUACCUUCUGGCCUUCGUACUCCACGACUUCUGCGUCGUCUGCGUCUCCACUUACAUCAUAAAUGGAGUUCUCACCUUCCUCAUCUAUAAGAAAAUGAAAGUUUUAUCUGCGAAGAAGACCUGUUAAUUUAAUAUUUAAGAAACAUUCCAAAUUCCUGUAUAUUGCAUUUAUCUUUAUUAAAUAAACUACACAAAU
This is a messenger RNA of Trichoplusia ni (cabbage looper), 868 nucleotides long. RefSeq names its product vitamin K epoxide reductase complex subunit 1-like protein 1 (gene Vkor). Gene Ontology annotation, molecular function: vitamin-K-epoxide reductase (warfarin-sensitive) activity. Gene Ontology annotation, biological process: peptidyl-glutamic acid carboxylation; vitamin K metabolic process. The record is from RefSeq and is a predicted model, not a curated record. The transcript has 5 exons. NCBI's taxonomy places the organism in Eukaryota, Metazoa, Arthropoda, Insecta, Lepidoptera, Noctuidae. Bases 329 to 799 code for a protein of 156 amino acids.